CUACUCCACAUCGCUAAUCAAUUGGAAAACGAAUUAAAAACAAAAAUUAUUUAUUAACAGUAUUCUUAGUUGCCACAAACCAUAAACACAACGAACUAUAUGCCGUUGGGUCGUCGUUAUCGCAACUGCUUGUCAGCUGAAAAACAACAACUAAAACAAAAGAUUAGGCUGUGAACUUCGCCUUCGUUUAAAUACAUAAUAACUCGGACUUUGUCUCUGCGGGUGACUCUGAACACAUACUUAAAUUUACAUAUGCAUUUACAUACGUUUUUAUGUAUGUGUUGCCAGCGUCAUUGAGUGUGAAUCAAUACCAAGCUCCCAAAACAAAGCACAACAAAAAUUACGUCUUGUAAUUGCACAAGAUAAUUGGGUAAUUUGUAUAAGCGAGAGAUGAUUGCAACAGCAGCAGAGCCGCCAUUCACCUGUUUGUUGAGUUAUUAGAGAUUUGACGAGAGGGAACGCUUAGACCUGCCGCGCACAAAACGAGAGAGCAGAACAAAUUUGUGCUUGUCAAAAUAUACAGAAAGUAACGAAUUAGAAUUCGACAAUGGCGAAUACAGAGGAACGUUUCCAAGCUGCUGUGAAUGUCAUUAAAGGACUGCCCAAGAACGGGCCUUAUCAGCCCAGCACCAGUAUGAUGCUUAAAUUCUAUGGACUCUUCAAGCAGGCCACAGAGGGCGCUUGUGCGCCCAAGAAACCCGGCUUUUGGGAUGUCGUUGGACGCGCUAAGUGGGACGCCUGGAAUAGUAAUCGACACUUGAGCAAGGAGCAGGCAAUGGAAGGCUAUGUGGAGAGUCUGAAGGAGAUUAUUGAAACUAUGUCUUUCACGGAGAAUGUGCAAAACUUCGUGGGUAGCUUAGAUGGUUUAGGCAAUAUAAACCUAGAUGAAUUGGACCUGGUUUCACCGGGUAUGCGCCAACUAGCCGAAUCACAUCCCAAUUCACCAUUUCAUUCGCGCACCAACAGUCCGCAGCACGGUUCUAGUUACAAUGAUGCAGGAGCGACAUCGACUGAAAUGUCAAUGGAUCCGUUGACCAAUGGUCAUGUGACGCCGUUAACUAAUGGCUACACCAGCAAGGCUGACCAUAGUUUUAAUCACGACUCAAGCAACAACAAUAAUUACACAAACCACAGCAGUGUGGCCAUUGUAGAGCCUUCUGAUGAUGAAUAUGAUGAUCCUUAUGAACCAAUGCUGCCGCAGGAGCUCACACAAGCUUUAACACACAAUUCGGAACUUUUGAGGCAGAUACAGUCCACUGUCCUCAAGAUGAACGCCGAUAUGAACGCAGUACAGCAGCGUGUGCGCGGUGUUGAGCAAUCUCUACUUGAGUUGCGCAAUACACAAAAGUCGCGCUCGACGCUAGGCAGACGACAGCCCGUGUGGUGGCCGUUUAAAGAUAUUUCGCCGCUCUGGUUUGCGGUGUUAGUGCUUUGGCCCUUCUUGGUCCGGCGAGUGGCGCGCAUGGUGGAUAGCAGACGCCGCUGACGUCGUAGAUACUUAGCUUAGCUUUAUUGGUAUGGUAGCUAAAUUCUAGUUUCGGUUAUGGGUACGAUAUAUGGUGUGUAGGCUUUUAUACAUUUCGACAUUUUUAUAAAAAAAAAUGGAAAAUGAGCCAUGACCGU
Drosophila busckii is the source of this 1623-nucleotide messenger RNA. RefSeq names its product acyl-CoA-binding domain-containing protein 5. The record is from RefSeq and is a predicted model, not a curated record. Gene Ontology annotation, molecular function: fatty-acyl-CoA binding. The transcript has 3 exons. The coding region runs from base 548 to 1486 and encodes 312 amino acids. Lineage: Eukaryota; Metazoa; Arthropoda; Insecta; Diptera; Drosophilidae. Gene Ontology annotation, biological process: fatty acid metabolic process.